Molecule: messenger RNA, 12062 nt
Organism: Hylaeus anthracinus
Lineage: Eukaryota; Metazoa; Arthropoda; Insecta; Hymenoptera; Colletidae
Product: R3H domain-containing protein 2-like
Exons: 17
Coding region: 1934-5812 (1292 amino acids)
Molecular function (GO): nucleic acid binding
Source: RefSeq, a predicted model, not a curated record
UCGCCACUGGUGCACGGUGGCUUGAAAAUGAAAACACGGAAGCGAUACUACUCGCGCAGCGAAACUGUCAACUUGAGUGCAGACUCGUGAAAACGUGAAAAUUGAAAGUUUGAGGGAGAUUUAGUUGGUGAUUCAGCGAGAGUGAUCCGAGUUUGACGAUCUCGCACGAUCGAGUAUUGACCCGCGUUAACCUCCAGGCUCGAGCUUGGAAAAAUUCGUUGGGUUUGCAGCGAUCAGCCGUCGCGUCACGAGAUCGGUGAUCGACGAUAUUCUGGCUUCGAAAAGAAUAUGUUUCACGUUGAAUUCUUGAAACCUGUCCGAUAACUAACUUACUCCGUCGCUGUUCUCCGUUGCUCAAUUCGGGGAAUUCGAGUCGUUUUUUAUUCGAGAGAUGGGGGAAGACUCGAUAAACUAAUCGUGUAACUUUGCGGGGAUUUAGAAACGCGGAGAGUUCGUUUACUUGUUGAGAAUGGUCAAGAACGAACUUUUUCUUAUUUCCCAAAGUGCAAACUAGGUCAGCCCCUUUAUUUCGCUGAUAUGCUGAUACGCUGAUACCCGCCGUCAAAAUAAAUAAUUAAAUGAAUGUUAAAUACAUGUCAUAAUUGAUAUUUCUCGAAAUUGGUCUUUUGGAUACAUUUUCAGUUUAUCGUUUUAGUUCAUCGUUAGCGACACUGAAAUAGUGUAUAAACAGUGUUUUGGAACUUACGUACUGGAAGAAUAGAAUUGUAAAGUUCUCCUGCACCUCGACAAUUGGUUUAGUGUGUAUCGUAAAAACAAGCAAUACUAACUUAAUAAUAAUAUAUUACCGUCGGAAGUAUACCGAAUCUCAAUUUUUUUGUGCAGAAGUUUAGAACCAGUGAUAAUUGCAUAUUAUUACAAUGUGUAAAUUAGGAUGUAAAAGUAAUUUAAUCCUUUCUUCAAAAUUUCUUUGUAUAAAUUCUUUUACAAUAUGUCGCGAUUAAAACAAAGCCAAAGCACUAAUAAAGGUCGGGAAUAAAAUCCUUAUUUGUCAAGCGAUGAUUUGACUAGCUAUUUUUUUUUUUUUGUUUCAAUGUUUUUACCAACAUUGCUGGUCUUUCAUCGAAAAUAACGACAUUAAUACAACCGAGAACAUAAUAACGCAUAACGAAAUUAAAAUCUAAUAAAAGUGCACGAGUUUAAGAGAUCUUACAAUUCCUAAUACGACGUUACUUCCUGUUCGUUUAAAUUCCUUUGCGGAAGACGAGUUUGCAUAUCGGGAUAUAUUUCGUUUGUUGUGUAUAAGUAACAAAGGAAUCGAUUUUUCUUUGAAAGAAGAAGUUCACGCGACAGAGAGUUGUUAAUUUUUAGAUCUGGAAGACGACUGAAGUUUUGGAAAUAACAAGAACAAACUGAAAACGGUGAAGAGUGAAUGGUUCCGUGUUGUAAUCGACGAUGAUCGUCGAGCCGAUAGCGAAUUGCACGGGAAUCAUCGAUGAUUGCGCGAACGAAGCCGUAAAAUAGAGUUGAGUUUUGAAGAGAGAAGAGAGAAGAGAGAAGAAAAGGAUGACACUGUUGAAGACUUAACUGUGUUUUCGAGUCACUUUGCCGCUAUGGUUCGCGCGGUAUGUCAGUUACUCGCCAUGGAGAUUGGCCUGUGGAGAGUGUACGAUGUUGGAAGGUGGACGUGCAGUGGUCUGGCUCCUUGUAUCAGCCCCACGAGCUGCACGCCACCCGAAAGAUUCACGAACUAACCCAAUUGUACCUGUUUGAGUCCACCAGUUGCAGAGCCCCUGCACCGUAACCCCCAUGACGCAUUUAACACAUGGCCCGCCUGGAGAACCGAGAUCACGUAAAAACGAAAACAGCGAAAAGGUCGAAAGCGACGAGCUCUUUGGCCGUUGGUCGAUCGGGUCGGCGUAACUUGUUCGGUCGCACGAAGCUGGGAGCAAUGUCCGACAGCUGGUCCCGGUAAAUGGGCUCGAGGGAAGAUCGGUUAGAAUUGCGUUUGAUUGUUGCAGUACCAAGCAUAGUGGUGCAUAAAGGCAGCAGGUCGCAGAGUCGACCUGAGAGUCCCACGGUGGUGGUGCGAGGAGGAAUGCCCUCGCUGCCAUCCUCCAGGCAAGGCUACGUCAUAGGUGGCCCGAACUUGUCGAAUCAGAGCAGCUCGGAAUUGGAUAUGAUAGACGGGAAUGUCAAUCCCAAUGUCGACUCUUCUCCCCCGCUUCACCGCACCUCGCCCUCCUGUCCGCCCGAUAGAACCGACACGGAGAACAAAAACUUUCGUAACAGGACGAGUACGAAAGUAAAGUUACUGGUGAGGAGCCAUGCCAUGAGAGAGUCGACGUCUCCCCCGAGGGAGUCGCAGAACGGUUCGUCAUCUCCGCAUAGCCCUCAGUCGGUGGACGAUGAGAAGAAGUUCGCUGGUAGCCUGUCCCCCAACUCCACCAAGCUCAAUAACAACGAGUCGAUGUUCAACAGCAACCUCUGCCCGAAUCAGUCUCCGAAGCAAAUGCGCAAUACGGCCACCUCACCCACCUGUCGAGCUCCCUCGCGAAACGGUCAAUCUAGUCCUUCUCAAGUCCACUCGCCAAAGAACACAUCUCACGCAUCUCCAACGAACGGCAACAAGUCGGAGUCGCAGCGUUCCAAGAUGACAGGCACGAACGUCGUUCAGAAAUGCAACAACUGCGUAAAGAACAAUCACAACGAACGACCCGGCUUGCUGCAAACGCCCGUGUCGCCCUCCAAGUCCGGCCAGGCGUUGCAGCACUCGCCCAAGAGCAUGAAUCUGGCCCAAAAUGCGCAAAACAAUCAGCACAGGUCCGAGCAACGCAGACCGAACACACUCAACAUCUGCAACAAUCAAUCCAACACGCAGUGCGGCAACACUCUCUCCGUCAGCAGGCCUGGCUCGCGGCACAAGCUCAGGCAUCAGAAUUCUUCUCAGGGUAGCUUCGACAGCGCGUCUCCAUGCCUCUCGCGAGACAGCAGCACGGAACUGUACACGGACAGUACCGGGAUAGACCUCGAGCAUUUCAUCGCGGAGACCAUAAACCGCAAUCCGAAGGAUCGCACGGUGCUGUUGAAGAUCGAGAAAGACCUGAUCGAGUUCGCGAGGGACAAGCAGAAGGUCUGCCACAAGUUCCCGAACAUGUCCUCGUAUAAUCGGAUGUUGGUUCACCGCGUGGCCGCUUACUUCGGCAUGGAGCACAACGUCGAUCAGUCAGGCUCGAGCGUGAUAGUCACCAGGACGAAGAAUAUGCGAAUUCCGAACACCCGUUUCAAAGAGCACAUCCGAGACGACUUGAUCCUGUCUGAGGAGCCGCGCAGGAGCAUCCUGAAGCGGGACUCGAGCUCGUUCGAAGACAGCUUCCACUUCAAGUCGCCCGACAGACUGUCCGGGGAUUACUGUCGGCAGAGCAAGAGUUACGAGGAAAGGGAGGAGGAGUACGAACGCGUCAGACGAAGAAUAUUCAAGGACAGCAGGGGUGAGAGCAGCGAGAUCGCAUCCUGGCCGUACUGGUCGUCUUCGGAGAGCUUCGACGCGUCCGCGAGAUACCGUUUGUUGCAUCCAUCGGACCACGCGAUUAGGCAAACGAAGCUCUUGAAAGGGGAGUCUUUCGAUGGGAGGGAGUCGUGUCGGAGCGGAGUAUUGAGACCAUCGGUUUCCAAGUCCUUCAGCUUCGGUGGUUACACCAGAGGCAUGCUUUCCAGGGGGGACAGCGUCAUGUCCACCCACAGUGCUGGACCUCGUCUCAUGAAGCAAGACUCGGGUGCUAGCAUGUGUUCGCGACUGAGCCCUUCGAGUAGCGGGUACAAAUCGCAGAGCCAGCGGAGCGACGCCACGAUAUCGCCGUCUCCGUCGCCAUCGCCCGUGGCGAACAUGACGUGCAGUCACACGCAAGUAUCUAGUCAGGAUCUCGCCUCGCCGGAUUCAAGUAACCAAACGGUGAUGUGGGCGGUCACCAGUAUAUCUAGCGUGCCACCCGGUAGCAUAAUCAUAAAUCCGCAAACGAAUCAGCCGUACACUAAUCCAGACGGUUCGAUCUACCGUUUCGACCCGGAGAAUCCACCGAAAUUUUAUACCGCCGCUACGUCGUCGCACGAAAACGAGGGAAGUCACAUCUCUCAUGUGAAAGCCACUGCGGAGCCAUCCGAGCCAUCCAAAGUAACGAAUAAUAUUAAGAACGAAGGGAAAAAGAAGCCGCAGUCCAACAGAAACUGUGCCGGGAACGCAACUACGGUCACGCACGUGACCAACACCGCGACUUCGCCGAGUUUGCCAUUCACGCCACCCCCGCAGCACAAUCCCGGGCUGCCUCAGCAACAACAGCUGCAACAACAGCAGCAGCAGCAGCAGCAGCAGCAUCAUCAUCAUCAUCAACACCAGCAGCAACAAAAUCUAGUCAAAUCGUCGUCGACGGUGCAAACUUGUAAUCACAACCAAACAGCUCAACCGUACACCGCUUACAUACCUACCUCAGAACCGUACAACCAAGGUGUCUACCCACCCUCUGUGGGACAGCAAACUGUGAUGAUGGCUCCUCAUCCGAGCCAGGCUCAGGCGAAUGUACAGAAUAAUGGUCAAGGGGAUGUGUUUAAUCAGAAUUCGAUUUACGCGAAUUAUGCAGUACCUGUGCAGCAAGGACCAGUGUCGCAGACAACGGAAAUAACCGAACUGUCUGGGUAUUUUAUGGGCAUGAGUAUUUACGAUCAACGAGUAAACGGUGAAAAUCAUUCUACGCCACCGCAUUCUUAUCCGCAACCGCAGCCGUCUACCAACCAAGCGGUGCAAAGUGUGCAGUCAAUGCCGCAGAAUUACUGGCAACCGCCACCCAACUCUAUGCCGCCACAACAAACAAUGUACUUUGUACCUCCGCCUGGUACAACACUUUCGGUCAGUCAGGGUCCAGGUGAUAGGCAGCAGUUGCAUCAGCAACAAAGAUUCUCGACGAAUUAUUCUUUUAACGCGCAAACUAUGACUCCUCCGAGCCAAUCGAAUUCCAAUUAUGUGGGUAGCUACCCAGUUCCCUAUAAUUCCGUUCCCGCCGUGACACCGGCACCAAACGAUUACACGUAUCAACCACCGGUUCACAUGGUCCCCACUUAUUAUCCGCCAGGGCAAACGACGAUUCAACCACCUCCUGUCAUGUAUAGAGUACCAACGCCACCGAACACUCCGACUUCCAGCCAGAUGCCUGGGAUGCCAUUGAUGUACGUCAAUUCCGGAAGUUACCCACCGCCAACGAUGGUGUCUAACGGAACAUUUGGCCACCAAGUCGGACACAAUGGCACAUCUCCUGCGCCUCCUGGAACGUACAUGACUCCCGCGCUGGUUCCCAACCUCGUUUUCAGACAAAACGUUCCUGUCGUUACUGGCGUUCGAGCUUCAACACCAGGUAAUUCUCAAAGGACUAGCAGGUCGCCGACUCCAGCACACGAGCUCUUCGGAAGUGGAAACGGAGACAGAAACGCACAACCCCAACCGCGGUACCCACUGCCAAUGUAUCAGGGUGUCCAUAUCGUACAAGGGGAUAUGAGAUUGAUGCAUCCCGGAGUACCAGCUAAUCCGCGGUUGCAGUAUGCGCCAGUAUCAUCACCACCUGUUGUUCAAAGUUGUCCACGACCGUACCGACCACCUUCAUACUCGUCGAACACCUCAGGCGCCGGCACUCCCACCUCGUUCGAUGGGAGAAAUCAGAAAAUUCGUAAACAGAGGUCCAAAGUGGCACCAUUGCCACUGAGUGGCACGCGGCCCAAUCUUUAUCAGGCUCCUUCCAUGCCGUCGUUCUCGUCCAACGUGCCCAAAGAUCUCAGAGAAGCAAAACCUGUGGAAGACAAUAUGAUAUAAGGGACCGUGAAGGUGACAAUCACCCGUCGAAAUCAACUGGUACAAUAUUAGGUAGCUGGGCCAUUCGGAAGAGGACAGCGCUAAACACGAUAAAAACGAAAAGACAAUUAACCGUUACAGCUAAUUAAAAAAAUUAAAAAGAAACAAAACGGAACCGAACGUUAAAUUCGCGGUUCGCCGAUAUACACACGAUUCUUACUAAUUAAUAUUAACCGUACCUUUAAUUAUCUAAGAGGGUAAAAAGCACACACCGCCAGAGUAUAAAUAAUCGGUCGAGUCACGAAUCGAAGAAAAACGAACAACACGAACGGAGCAACAUAAGAUAACAAAAAGAUUUAAAACGAAAAAUACAGGUAAAAAAAAAUGUUACAUCCCUUUUGAUAAAAAAAAAACGCGGAGUUCGAGAAUGAUUAAGCCCAAAUAAAUGUCACGUGUGAUCGAUUAAUUACAACUUGAGCCGCCGCAUAUCGCUGCGAUUCAUCGGAAAGAGAAAUACUAGAACAGAGGAAUAUGCAUAUAUGCGUGCGCGCGUGUGUGUGUAGAAAAAAAAAUAAAAAGGAUAACGAAUGCGUUAUUUUUUUUUUAUUUUUUUUUUAUUUUUGUUGGCGUUGGGCAUGAUAGACACACGAUGCUACACCGAACAGAGAGUUACUGAACAGAAUUUUACCUAUUACAAUUAUUAUAUAUAUUAUAUAUAUACAGUAUAUUAUAUCUGGAGAUAUUUUAAUCGCGGUUUUACAGAUAACUAUAUGAAUGUGAGAUUUAAUUGUAAGAAAAAAGGUAAUUUUAAAAUGAACACAUAAAAACACAAACACACACAGUUACACAGGGAUUAUCCGAAACGGUUCUCGUAACAGUCUACGAGGAAAUCUAUAUAUAAUUAAAAUAAUAAUAAUAAUUAAUGUACGAGUAUUAUAAUGUACAUGUUACUGAGUACGUUUACAACUUGUUGAACCAAUCAAAUCUAUUGGAUUGGAUCUGCAUUCAUUCAGGAUUGAUCAUUGCUCACUGAUUCUUCUGCGAACUGCCACCAAAGAGUUGUUUUAAUCUUAAUGAGAAAAAUAAGAAUACAAAUAAAAAAUGAAAAAAAAAAAUUGCUGCCAGUUAUGAUUAGCGGCAUCAAAUUGUUUGUUACCUCAAUUUUGAUAUCGAAAACGUUUACAAGGGUUACGAACUCGUUACCACGUGACAGCUUCUGAUUCUUUUCGUCUAACAAUCAGAGCACAUACUCUUUCAGAUAUUUUUAAUCAAACGUUUAGCGGCGUUCGUAACGCUAUUCACUGGAUCGGAUAAUUUCACGAGCCGUUGCGUUCGUUUAUAUUUGAUAUGCGUGUAAACGUACAGUGAGUGGAGAAAGUAUUCGUACACCGAUCAAUUUCAAAAAAAGUUUGUAGAAUUGUAAUUUAUUAACUUAUUUUUUAUAAGUAAUGACAUUCUACAUAUUCUCGGAAAUCUCUAGAAUAGAUAGAUUACAAAAAAAAUAGCUAUUUAUGUAAGUUGCGAAAUUAACGAGAAAGAAAACGAUUAAUCGAUAGAAAUAUUGAAGCAAUAAAUAUUUGUACAAUUGUUUAAUUCUUAAAACUUGAUUUAAAAGAAAAGAAGAUUUACAUUAAUUUAUAAAUAAUUAAUACUUCUUUCGUGGGAUUUCCUUUUGAUUUUAUAAUUAUUGUAACUUUUUUAAGCAUUAAAUUAAGCAUUCCUCUAUUAGAACUUUUUUUUAAAGUACUUUACUGGAAAUUUCAUGUUUCUUAAUUCGUACGAAGCAAUAAACUAACGUGUUUACUUUACAAACCCUACUGUAAAUGGUUCGUCAUAUGAAUCGUACAAAUACUUAUUGCUUCUAUACUUUUACCCACUUUUCGCAUUUUUUUGUUAACUUCACAAAUUAUAUUAACUAGUAAAUGUUGUUUGGACUAUAUCUAUCUUAUAGACCUCCGAGAAUAUGUAAAAUAUCAUUGAUCAUAAAAAAGUAAAUUAAGAAACUACAAUUUCACAUAAAAGUUUUUUGGGAAAUUAAUCGGUGUACGCAUACAUUUUACACCCACUGUAUGUCUUGGUGUUAACCCUUUGCACUCGGAGGUCCCCUAUGAGGGGACAUCGUAAGUCUAGCAAAUUUUGCUAGUGGUUAUGUAGAAUAAAUUUAUACUAGGGCAAAUUUGUUCAAAAUGCAUGUUUCCUUGAAGUUUUCUCAUUCAAAUACCACGAGAAAACAAACUUAAUUUUGAUAAAUUAAAUUUGUUCGUAUUGUAAGAGGAACAUUUUCCAAUAGUUAAGUACAAUAAUCAAAUACAUGCGUACUCGACAAAUUUUCAAACUUAUUUACACGAUAAAUAUUAUUAAUCCACAGAGUGGUGGUAAUGUUUCGUUUCCUUAUUUCAUUAUUUUGUUUAAUUCGAAAAGUAGGCCAUGUCCAAAGUGAAUUCUUUUUACGUUAUUUUGAUCUGAAAAACAUUGAUUGUCCUGCUGAAAUUCUCUUCAACGAUUAAUGGAAGACUGAAUCUAAAGAAUCGAUGGAUUGCACGUAUCCUUGCAUUGCAAAGUCUCGCGAAACGACCCGAUACAUUAGCUUUCGACGGCUAAACGUUUCAUGGAACAAGGAUACAAAUUCGUGUUUCUUCUUUUCUGUUGUCGGUAUCGUGUUGCAUCGACCUCUGAUCUUCGACGAUCGCUUUGGUACAAGUUAAUGUCGCUCGAGUGAAUCUGUAAACGUAUUCAGUACAGUUCUAUGUAUCUAGUUCGACACAGUAGUUAAGUAGCGCGAAACCAUCACAGCUUAGCUAUCACGACAGAAACCUGCCUGGCCAUGUUUUUUUUUUCGAUAUCGUUUCUUUUCGUUACGUCUUUGUUUCGUCCGUACAGAGGAGAAGUCGACGUUGACGAUUUAACCGAGACGAAAGGCAACCUUGCGCGACGAGUUUAUUUCGAAAAUAGUAUGUAACAUAACGUGACAACAGAUCUCACACACGAUGUAACUAUGAUUCGUCUUCCAAAGCUUAUCACGGCACGCUUCUUGUAUCCUACAGAUGUCCGAGUUACGCGAACAGAGACACUCCUCGAGAGCCCGAUUCUAUCGAAAGAAGCAGUACGUGUGUAUAUCAGUUCGUCGGCAGUGAUGGUAACGCGUGAUCGUCGUAAUUAAAAAUAAUGUCUCCGUCUGUGAAAAAAAAAAAAAUAAAAUAUUAUAACAAAUUUGCGAAUCAACGUAGACCUUUAACGCGUCGCGGAAGAGUCGUCGCGGUCGUUCGUUAACCCGAUCUCGAAUCCAGCGUUAAAAGAUUCGAAUUUUGGUUCGCCGUAUCCGAGCGACGGCUCUGCGGACCGGAAAGCGCGCGUUGCUUCGCAUGAAAAACCAAGUGGAAUCCAUCCAGAAGCUUCGCUUACGGUGAAUUGUACUUCAGGACGUAGGUGAAGGUGUGCCUAUCUUUUUAUGAGAGUUCGAUUUGAACAAAGAUCGCGUGUCGCGAGCUUUUAUUCUACUCUAUGAAACAAGCGACGAAAGAGAGGCACUACUUUCUUCUUAAGAAAGCGUGAUAAAUUUUAAUUAAAAAGAAAAAAAAGAAACACAUAUAUACAUACACACAAACACACAUACAUACAUAAACACAAGUCGUAGGUUUAAGCGCGAAGAAAACGAGAGCGACCUGAGCAGUUACGUUAGGCAAAUUUAACGCUAUCCGACGUUUCGAUUAUAAAGAGAUGGGCGCACAACCGUAGUGUUUAACUGUACCUAAAGUCGUCGUAGUGAUUAAUCAUGAUAAUUGUACCUAUAACGAAAACAAAGAAAACAGUUCAUGAAUCUCUCUGAGACAUAAUUAACAAGAAAGAAACGAGAACAGAGAAACGAAUCAUGAUUAUCGGCUAUCGUGGGGAACCGCCUGUAAGCGUCGUCCUAUGUAACGUACUAUCGUCCUAUCGUACUAUCGUACAUAGAAUGUCCCGAUAAUAGGUUUUAGUUCUCGCGAAAUGUUCCAAGCGACAAGCGAACCGCAAAUGUAGAAAGAUACCAAUUCUACGAAGCCAUUUUUAUCGAGACACUCGAUUUGAAAAUGUGCAAAGGCAGCUACGCGAUAUCUACGAAGUGGAAAACAGUCAAAUGCGUACUCUAAAUGUUUAUUUUUUUCAAAUCGAAGGCUCGCACGAAAAUCCUUCAUUCUGCGUUUUCCAUGUAAUUUUGCACGAGAAAUCACCUGCCUCAAGGUUUCACUCGAGGAUGAGCAAAAUUGUCUAAAUAUGCAUCGGAGACAGUUUUUUUAGUUCGUAAAAUAUCAUAGAUCAGAUGAAGAAUGAAUCAUGGCUUAAAUGUUGCAACAUAUUUCGAAAAACGAGUUAUAUCGUCAAAAUCACGAUUCUUGAUUUGAAGAGGUGCAACUAGCGUGUAACCAUUUAUUUAAUUAUAUAAUGCGAAACGUUUCAUUCUGCGAAUUAGAGUGGGUGGAGAAAGUAUCCGUACACAUCAAUUUCCAAAAAAAGUUUGUAGAAUUGUAAUUUAUUAACUUAUUUUUUAUAAGCAAUGACAUUCUACAUAUUCUCGGAAAUCUCUAGAAUAGAUAGAUUACAAAAAAAAUAGCUAUUUAUGUAAGUUGCGAAAUUAACGAGAAAGAAAACAAUUAAUCGAUAGAAAUAUUGAAGCAAUAAGUAUUUGUACAAUUGUUUAAUUCUUAAAACUUGAUUUAAAAGAAAAACGAUAUACAUUAAUUUAUAAAUAAUUAAUACUUCUUUCGUGGGAUUUCCUUUUGAUUUUAUAAUUAUUGUAACUCUUCUAAGCAUUAAAUUAACUAAAUUAUUAGUUGUAUAUUAUUAUAGAAGUGGAAUCUUCUUCAAUUCCUCUAUUAGAGCCAUAUUUAAAUGUACUUUACUGGAAAUUUCAUGUUUUCUAAUUCGUACGGAGCAAUAAACUAAUGUGUUUACGUUACAAACUCUACUGUAAAUGGUUCGUCAUAAGUAGACUGCGGAUCUUUAUGCAUUUAUAGAAAAUUUGAACGUGCAAGAACCUACAAAAUGCAAGGAAUAUGCAAGAAUAUUAAAAAGAUUGAAAGUAUAAAGUUCAUGUUAUAACAUUUGCAGAAUAAAAUAAAUUCCUAUUUAGGUUCAAUUUUUGUAAAAUUUUAUUUCGCAUAAAGAUCCGCAGUCUAGUCAUAAGUAUCGUACAAAUACUUAUUGCUUCUAUACCUUUACCCACUUUUCGCAUUUUUUUGUUAACUUGACAAAUUAUAUUGAUUAGUAAAUGUUGUUUGGACUAUAUUCAUCUUGGAGACUUCCGAGAAUAUGUAAAAUAUCAUUGAUUAUAUAAAAAGAAGUUAAGAAACUACAAUUUCACACAAAAGUUUUUUUGGAGGAGUUGAUCGGUGUACGAAUCAUACAUUUUACACCCACUGUAGAUGAUACUUUUUAUUCGACAAGUAACGGAUAAACAGUUUAUUCUUGAUCAUUCGUUACUCGAAAUGUAUAUCCAAGUAAGAAUUUUGCCCAUCUUUGGUUCUACUUUGAGUUGGUAUCUCGCAGAAGCCCAUAUAAUUUUAAGCGUUAUUCGUUAGAGUGAUUUUCAGUAUUGUUUAUUAACUCUCGUCGCAAAGAUGAACAGAGGAAUAACGGAGGAGUUAGGGGAAACCAUGCGUACAAAUGUAAUAUAAUUUGCGAAAUAGCGAUGCUUGCAGACGGUUCGUUGCUCUUACGUCUUGUUACUAAAACAGCUGAACCAAAGUCAUAAUCGCCAAUUGCACGGUCACGUUUAUUUAUUUAUUCAUUUCGCUCCGCGUGUACACUUUUAUCGGAUUCUCGAUGCAUCUGCCGCUUGACCGUCUCAAAGCCAUUUAUUAUCUGAUCAUCGUAAUAGCGACAAAUUUAUCUUUAGUCAAAUUUAUCUUUAGUUCAAAAUAAGAAACGUACGAUACUCUUCGAUAAAAGAACAAGAAAAAUAUAUUCUUUUAUCGUAGGAUAUUACGGUUUUUUUGUUCUGAAAACAUAAGCACAUGGUGGAGAACGUAGCUUGUUAGAACGACACUAAAUGCAGAUAUGAAAUCUACGAAAUUUAUCGCUAAGCUCCAGGUUUCAAGAUGGACUCUACUUUGAAGCAAAUAACUUUAUUGGCGCUGUUUCAUCGAUCCAUUCUUAAUCACCCUUAUGCAUGCGUCAAUAUUUGUAUAUACCAACGCUAAUAUACUUUAACGUUAUCUGUUUAUCGGCGUUUCUAAUACAACUAUUAUAAAUAAUCCUUUUCUUUCGGGUAAUAAAAUGUAAGCUUGGAACUUGG